Messenger RNA from Kazachstania africana CBS 2517, 708 nucleotides. It is a transcript of the gene GCG1, whose product is annotated as gamma-glutamylcyclotransferase. The transcript has a single exon. Gene Ontology annotation, biological process: glutathione catabolic process. Lineage: Eukaryota; Fungi; Ascomycota; Saccharomycetes; Saccharomycetales; Saccharomycetaceae. Gene Ontology annotation, cellular component: cytoplasm. The coding region runs from base 1 to 708 and encodes 235 amino acids. Gene Ontology annotation, molecular function: gamma-glutamylcyclotransferase activity; glutathione specific gamma-glutamylcyclotransferase activity. The record is from RefSeq and is a predicted model, not a curated record.
AUGACGGUAGAUAAUGGUAUUUGGGUUCUAGGUUAUGGUUCAUUGAUAUAUAAACCUCCACCGCACUAUACACAUAGAGUACCGGCUAUAAUUCAUGGUUACCUUCGUAGAUUUUGGCAGGCUUCUACAGACCAUAGGGGUGUUCCAGGUGAUCCUGGGCGUGUCGUGACUUUAUUACCUUACGAUGAAGUGAUGAGUAACGUGGAGUUUUUGAAUGAUUGUCAAUUUUACGAUAAUAAAAUUAAUGAUCGUGAUGAUUUAAUUACAUUAGGUUGUGUAUACUACAUUCCUGAAAAAUAUGCAGACGAAGUUAAGGAGAAUCUAGACGUAAGAGAGCAAGGUGGUUAUACUCUACAUGAAGUACAAGUUCACUUAGAAGUCUCUCCGGAACAAGAAUCCGAAUUGGAAGAAUCUUUAAAGUCAUUACCGGUUCAUGUAUCUACAGGUAGAAGAAUUUUGACCACGUCCGUCUAUAUCGGUACUGUUACAAAUAGCUCCUUCGUUGGACCAGAAGACCUCGAUGAUACGGCAAAAAUUAUUGCAAAAUCUGUGGGUCCAAGCGGGACUAAUUACGAAUAUAUCAAAUUGUUACACAAUUCUCUAGAGAAUAUGCCCCUAACAGACGAAUUUAAGAUUCAUGAUCGUUAUUUAGAGACUUUAUUGAAACAGGUAGAGAAAAUCAGAGCAGAAAAUGUCAAAAAGCUUUGA